AUGGAUAGAUUUAAGGCAUCUCCGAAUGCUAUCGAUUUGUGCUAUUUUAUCAAACAACACAAGAAAUUCGAACCUCCCAGUGGUGUCCCACCAAUGUAUUUCGCUCUCGGGAUUAAUCACUGUGCCGACGGUUCUGCUUACUUAGAAUACGGUCGUAUAAAGGUCGCAUGUUGUGUCUGCGGUCCUAUUGAACUAAAACAAGAUGGGCAACUCGUAACUUCAUUUCGAUUUGCUCCAUUUUCCUCUCAAGUCAGAUGCGAUAGUCUCAGGGAUGCCGAGGAAAAGCGUCUGAGUCAGCUACUUCUUGCCGCUCUCGAACCAUCCAUCAUUCUUGACAGUUUUCCCCGCGGCAAGUAUCAGAUAGCCGUAACCAUCCUAGAUGAUGGUACGGAGCUGACCGAUUACAUCUGCAAUACAUCCUCUUGUUUAUCCGCUGGGAUUACGUGCGGAACUCUUGCACUGGUUCAUGCUGGUGUUCAAAUGUACGAUCUGGCCAUUGGGCUGGACGUAGUCUCAGCAGCACUCAAUUCAAGCACUUCUGAGAGCAAUGCGUCGGUAUCCUCGAUUGCAGUAAUGCCCCAACUGCGCCAAGUGACUAUGUUCAACGGAACAUCGUUGGAGCUUCUUUCUGUGGGUGAUCUGCGGAAGGUUAUGGAGGAAGCUUUCACGAGAGCAGAAUCAGUUUAUAAUACCAUUCAAGAUGCCCUUUACUCUAUGAUGAAGAACGAAUACGAGGCAUUGGAAAAGCCGGAAUAA
Messenger RNA from Hydatigera taeniaeformis, 756 nucleotides. Lineage: Eukaryota; Metazoa; Platyhelminthes; Cestoda; Cyclophyllidea; Taeniidae. The record is from the annotation of a GenBank genome assembly.